AUGGCACCAGAUUGGCCAGUACCGAAAACAAUUCAGCAUUGGCCAGGAAAGUUUGGAAGUGAGCUCGUCAACAAAGUCAGCACCGCGAUUGCCUAUGAUGACCGAACUGGUUAUCCAACCACCUGGGGGUUUCUUUGCGAUCCGGAGAACCACGAGCUUCGGAUUGAGGAACUUUUCAAGCUAUACCUAGAUCCAGCUCAUCAGGACACUUUUCGUCAAGCUCCAACGAUUGAUGAAGCUAGGCAAUGGUUCAAAGAUUAUCUACACUGCAUAUAUGAGCAGAUCAAGCGAGUCUUCUCGGAUUCCAUGCCACGAUGGCAGAACAAGAACAUCGAAUUCCUGUUCAGCGUGCCAACAACAUGGAAGAACCCAGCCAUGAUCGCCGCUACUGAAAGACUGAUCAAAGACGCAGGCUUUGGCGAGAAAUCUAAUCAUAUUGUCAGGAUAUCGCUCACUGAAGCUGAAGCAGCUGCUGUGUAUGCUUCAAAGUCGUCAUACGAGAAAGGAGAUGUGUUCUUGGUUUGUGACGCUGGCGGUGGGACGACAGAUUUGAAUGUGCUUAAGCUGUCGAGCUCAGGACGAGGCAAGACUGAGCUCGAACCACUUAGCUGGGUCGAGGGCCAGUCCAUCGGCUCGACCUUGAUCGAUUUUCGCAUAGCCAAGUUGAUCGCCGAAAGGCUCGAAACAAUCCGCCAUCAUAUUCAAGGGGAACCGAGAGACGUGGCAGAGAAAAUGAUGAGAGGGAGGUUCGAGACAUUCAAAUGCUCCUUUGGUGUCGAGGCGUCCAAUGUCCCAACGCUGCCGCUGCCGGUACCUGGCCUGGCUCCAGGUCAAGACUUUCCACAGGCUCGUGUUGCGGAUUCUAAGAUGAUCAUAACGAAAGAAGAACUACAGCGGAUAUUUGACGAACAAAUCGAAAAGAUGUACAGGCUGAUUGAUGAGCAAUUGAAAAGACUGCAGAUGAGUCAUGCGCGAGAAACCAUCUCUUACCUUGUGUUGUCUGGCGGGUUGGGAAGCUCACCAUAUGUCCGAAAGUGCCUCAAAGCGCGAUAUGAGAGCGGUGCCGGUGGCUUUUUCCCGAAUGCUCAAGAUAUGACAGUCCUGGUGGCCGAAGAACCGCAACUUGCUGUUGUACACGGCCUAGUCAUGGAUCGGAUCCAAGAGAUCAGUCAAAACAUUGUGGUGUAUUCCCGGCGAUGCUGCCGAACCAGCUAUGGAAUUGUCUGCCGUCAAGUGUAUGAUGCAAGCAAGCAUCAAGGAGAGGAUGUUGUGAUAGAUCCGCGUGAUAAGCAGAAAUGGGCUGAACGACAAAUCCAUUGGUUUAUUGAACAGGGCCAUGUAAUACACGUCAAGGAAGGCAUAAAACACCAUUAUCGGCUGAAGAUCGACCUUGGCAAGGAGCAGGUUCCCUGGAAGACGCAAAUAGUCACGUCGACGUUGCCAGCUGGCCAACUACCACGGAGCAUGAAGCAUUCUGGUGUGAAGACUUUAUGUGACGUGGAAUCAGUACUGGACCCAGCAGAUAUGAAGCGGAAGAACAGACAUUGGUACAAUUUCGGCCCAGAAUAUAACAGGGCCGAGUUCGACGUCAAGGUCCUCAUUGGUGCGGCCGAUGUAAGGUUCCAGUUAUGGGGGAAAAAUGGAAGAAAAAGUAAAGAUCAUAGUGAGAUUGCCGUCAAAUGGGAACCUCCUCCACAAAUCACAGCGACUCCAGGCGCCGAUAACUCCUUCGGCAUGUACAGGGCUUGA
Endocarpon pusillum Z07020 is the source of this 1749-nucleotide messenger RNA. RefSeq lists its product as uncharacterized. The coding region runs from base 1 to 1749 and encodes 582 amino acids. Lineage: Eukaryota; Fungi; Ascomycota; Eurotiomycetes; Verrucariales; Verrucariaceae. The record is from RefSeq and is a predicted model, not a curated record. The transcript is spliced from 6 exons.